Messenger RNA from Pseudomassariella vexata, 814 nucleotides. RefSeq lists its product as uncharacterized. The record is from RefSeq and is a predicted model, not a curated record. Bases 139 to 648 code for a protein of 169 amino acids. The transcript is spliced from 2 exons. Lineage: Eukaryota; Fungi; Ascomycota; Sordariomycetes; Amphisphaeriales; Pseudomassariaceae.
GUGAACAGCAUUGCGGAUAUCACUGACAGUUUGGAGGAGCUAGAACUCUCUGAACGCCAAUCUGUCGGAUUCGUAGUCAAAUGUGAGAGCCUCAACCCCCAGUUUUGUAUCGCCAGAUGCGAGAAGCCCAUUGGUUGGAUGAACUAUACGUUACCCCAUCACUCACUCUUGCAGGGUGUACGCAGUCAAAAUCGGAAGCCGUUGACUCUAAGGAGUCCGCUAUGCUCAACUCUGUUAAAUGACAUCUACAUGGGGGUUAAAACUCACGCAAGAGAAGGUUGGGCACUGCAGGAAACAAAGGAAGGCAGGGAGUUAAUAUUGAGUGAAUGUUGGACCGAAAAAUUAUCUACCCUGGAGUAUGAUGAACCAAUCUCGGGGUCAGCUGUAAACUGCAUCGCAUCAAGAAACACCCAAAGCAGCAGAUGUGAAGAAAUGAUCGACAUCAAAACCCCUGCUGUUGUCACGAAACAGGCUCUUUCGGGUGCAGAUCUCCAAGGGACAUCAUCACGGAAACGCCUCUCGGAAUCAAGCAUACAAGGGACCACACAAGGGACCGCUUGCUGGCUUGGUGCUCAGUAUCCGCUUCCAACUAUCCUUCGAGUUGAUUUCCUGUCCUGUUGGAGUUCAAUACCCCGUCUUGGUAUUUGAAUAUAUCCCAAGCACAAGCCUAGUCUCAAAACGAAGUACGGAAUCCACAACUCAGAGAGAUAACGGAGCACGGUAACGACUCUCCUUUCAUCUCAAUUGUGUGGCUUCUAUUGUUGCCGUGUGGCUCGAGAGUAAGAAUUUGCUCAAUGUGGACUACGCGGCAUCU